CGCGGAGCAAACUUUUUACUUCUCCAGGCGUUCCCAGACGCGAAAGUAUCGAACUACCGAGGCGGGGAGGGGAGUCUCAGUGCCGCCGCCACUAUCACCGUCGGGACCUCUUGGAGUGGCAAAGAAAGCGCUUCAGGCCCGCAGAUAAAAGAUGCCUAUCCUUGAUGUGACAGUUGUAAAUCAGUGAUUUGUUGCAUGGACUGCAAAGGAAAUUUAAUAUGGCCUAGUGGAAAAGUCUCUUGGAGAUGUUUAUGAUGUCCACAGGUACAAGUGGCAGGAAAAACCAUCAGGCUGUGAGCCUGGAAGGGGUUGACCCAGAAACUUGCAUGAUAGUUUUUAAAACCCACUGGGCACAGGUUGUGAAAAUAUUAGAGAAGCAUGAUCCUUUGAAAAAUACUCAGGCAAAAUAUGGGCUGAUUCCUCCAGAUGAAGCCAGCACAGUGCAGAAUUAUGUAGAGCACAUGCUUUUCCUCUUAAUUGAAGAACAAGCAAAGGAUGCUGCAAUGGGACCUAUUCUGGAGUUUGUGGUCACAGAAAAUAUCAUGGAAAAGCUUUUCCUUUGGAGUCUCAGACGGGAAUUCACUGAUGAGAUGAAAAUUGAACAACUAAAGAUGUAUGAGAUGCUCGUCACUCAGUCCCACCAGCCUCUCUUGCAUCACAAACCCAUCCUGAAACCUUUGAUGAUGAUGUUGAGUUCAUGCUCAGGAACUACUACACCAGCUGUAGAAGUAGAGCUAGUGGUUCUUCUCAACCAGCUGUGUUCAAUAUUAGCCAAAGAUCCAUCCAUUUUGGAACUCUUUUUCCAUACCAGUGAGGACCAAGGAGCUGCAAAUUUCUUAAUUUUUUCUCUCUUAAUUCCUUUCAUUCAUCGAGAAGGAACCGUUGGCCAACAGGCUCGUGAUGCACUACUCUUUAUCAUGUCACUGUCAGCAGAAAACAAUGUGGUCGCUAAUCACAUAGUAGAAAACACUUACUUUUGUCCGGUGCUAGCAACAGGCUUAAGUGGCCUAUAUUCAUCUUUGCCUACCAAGCUAGAAGACAAAGGAGAAGAAUGGCACUGUCUGCUGAAAGAUGACUGGCUUAUUUCUCCAGCUCUUGUCCAGUUUAUGAACUCCCUUGAAUUCUGCAAUGCAGUAAUACAGGUGGCACAUCCCCUGAUUUGGAGCCAACUUGUGAGCUACAUUUAUAAUGGGUUUCUGGUGCCAGUUAUGGCUCCAGCUCUCCAUAAGGCAACUGUGGAGGAAGUAAUGACUACAACUGCAUAUUUGGAUCUCUUCUUACGCAGUGUUUCAGAACCAGCUUUGCUCAAGAUCUUUCUCCGGUUUAUCCUGCUGCAUCGCCAUGAGAAUGUACACAUCCUGGACACCCUUACAAGUCGCAUAAACACUCCUUUUCGGCUCUGUGUGGUGUCUUUGGCAUUGUUCAGAACACUUAUCAGCUUGCAUUGUGAAGAUGUGAUAUUACAACUAGUUUUAAGGUAUUUGAUACCAUGUAAUCACAUCAUGUUCAGCCAAAGAUGGGCUGUGAGGGAAAGAGACUGGUAUUCCGUUUCUGCUGCUAGACUUCUUGCUUUGACUCCAGUCUGCUGCUCUAGUGGGAUUACUCUGGCUUUUGAAAAGCAAGAAAAAGAUUAUAUCUUGUGGAGAAAGAACAUACAGGGGGCAGGUUCCCUUGAAGAGUCCUCCAAGAGUGGUAUUGCAGACUCCACAUGUAUUGUGGAAUAUGGGAAAACUGUUGAUGUUAGUUACCUACAAUACCUUUGGGAUGCUCAAGCUCUUAUACUCCACUGCAUGAAAGAUUGCCAGGUUUGGUCUGCUCCAUAUGAUGGUGAAAAGCCUGAUCCAUGUACAUUUAUUCAAACACUGGCAGAGGAAGAUGGCAAAGACUUAGACCAGCCCAUUAUCCGGCUCCAGUACAGAACUCCAAAUAAUUGUAGUUCCCCUCAGAUUACUUCUUUGGGGGAGAAGAUGCAGCUGGAGCUGGAGUGGGAUGAUAGCUAUGAUACUGGCAUUUCUCCUGGAUCUGACUCUCCACAGCAUGAUAAUGUAGGGAUUGUGAAAACACAAUGUCCUGUGGAGCCACCAAAGCACAUUCAGGAGAUGAAGAAAAAUGCAAUCAUGUUGAUCAAGGGGUCCUAUAUAGAGGAAUCAGACUUUCAGGAUGAUGUUAUGGUUUACAGGUUGUGUGCCCAAAAGGAUGUGCAGGAAGUGGGCAGCCUAAAGGAAAAAGCUUUACAGUCAGAAUCUCAAAGUGCAGAUAAUCCAAAGGUUUUCCCUGCCAAUGGUCCACUUAAUAGUUCCCAAUCGGAUUCAAAUAUGGAGCAGAGCAAUGGGAAGUAUUCAAAUUUGGAAAAUGACAAUGGAAAAAAUUCUGACCUGACCAAACAGACAACAACUGAAAUCAACAAGACUGUUGAACCAACCACACAGUGUGACUUGGAACUGAAAUCGACUUCCCCAGAACCAGAUCACAAUGCUAACAUGAGGUUGCUGAGUCCAGAGAGUGAAGAUUUUAUUUCUCAAUGUGAUAACAUCAUUAAAGAAUUGGAUUCUAGCUCUACAGGUUUGGUAGAACUUAAAUUGCUUAUUCCUGAUUCAGUCUCUCCUGUGGAAGAGGAGGAAGACUUUGAAAUUUUUUCUGCUGAUACUCCAUCUGCAGAAAGUAUGCCUUCACCCUUUGGAUCAAAAGAUAUAUGGUCCAGCAAUCCUGCAAGGUUGCAGAAUAUUCCAUUUACAGGACCAUUUAUUAGUGUGGUAUUAUCAAAACUGGAAAACAUGUUGGAAAACUCCUUACAUGUGAAUUUGCUGCUCAUUGGUAUCAUUACUCAUUUGGCCAGUUACCCACAACCUCUUCUCCGUUCUUUUCUGCUCAAUACCAAUAUGGUAUUUCAACCUAGUGUACGGUCAUUGUACCAGGUCCUGGCAUCUGUGAAAAACAAAAUUGAGCAGUUUGCUUCUAUUGAAAAGGAUUUUCCUGGCCUUCUCCUGCAAGCGCAACAAUACUUGCUUUUACGAGUGGACAUGUCGGAUAUUCCUCCAGAGUCCUUGACCAAAGACCAGACACAGCACAACAAUGUUGCAGGGAAAGGCAGGAACCUUUCAGAAACUUCCCAAGCCAUCCUGCAGCCUUUCUUCGGGAGUAAGGCAAAGAAAGGAGCCGCUCUUCCCAGUGUUCCCCUGCAUAUCCGGAACGCCAUCCUUGCAGCUGCCCUCUUUCCAGAAUUUCUCAAGGAGCUGGCAGCUCUCGCACAGGAACAUUCCAUUCUGUGUUACAAAGUAUUUGGUGAUUUUGAGGAUUAUUAUUAAUUUUAGCAUGUUUAAAGACAUUUGAUUAGAAAGUAAAAGAUUUUAUAUUCCUGGUAAUACUUGAUUUGAGGGAAAUUGUUACAUCUUUAUGUUGGGCCUUAUUUCCAGCUGUGCACCAUAUGAAUUUUAUGAAAUGCCUCUUUAUUGUACCUAAUCCUUUUACUUACCUCAAUUUUCCUCUUUAAACAGCACAGUAGACACUUUGGGUAAAAAAGGCACAAUUGUGUAAAUAGCUACAAGGUAGCUUGGGAAAUGUUGAGAGUUGUAGUACUUUUUAUGUCUAAACAUGCAUAGGAUUGUACCCUAAGAGAAUAGGGGCAACAGGACAAAUCCAAUAAGCCUUUUAUGUAAAUUACUCUUUAGGUAUCUAUUGAAUGAGGAGCUAACAAUCCUUCCCUUAAGUUCUGCUUUACCAAUGGCUAGAGUUGUGAAUCCAAAUGUAUUCAACAUAUACGCUUGUGACUUGAUGAAAGCAGGUGCUGUGCUGAGUACAUACCAUGUUGCCUUAUGUUGUGGACAAAUCUGACACUCAGCUGUUGGCUCCUUUGAAGUUUAGAUGAAAUGAAUAAAUGGAUGUUGAGUGCAGACUGUAGGGAGAUUUUCUCUUCCAUUUCUCAGCAUUCUUGAAAAUAGAUUGCUACCUAAACACUCAAGCCUUAUUUUAGUAAGAUUUGCACAUGACAAGAUAUUUCUAUGCAAACUGUAACUUUUUUUGAGAACAUCUUUGUAUACUUUUAUUGAUAAGCUGAAGACAAAUAUUCAAGGAAAUAUUUUAGUAGUGUUAAAGGUUAUCUUCUUUGAAAGUUGUUACUAUUUUAUAAGGUUUUUUUUUUCAGGUGGAAAAGAUACCCUGCCUCUGUAAGCUGUAUUUCUAGUUGUUUAAAUGUUCAUGAAAAGGCUUUGUGGUACUUGUAAACACUGGCUAUUUAUUUAUUAUAUAAGUGGACUUGUCCUAAUAUUGCACUUUUGAGGGAUGGCACGAAUGUAUUUCUCACUAGUAAUAGAGAAGAGGAUGUUGCCUGGGAUACAUACACUGGAACCUGUUGCAGUUGGUAUCCAAUUUCUUAAGAACAUUUUCUUCUGUGAGUAAUGAGGCUCAUUAGAACAGGUCGGAACAUGAUGAAUUGGUGCAUUACAGAUGCUUUUCAGCUGUUGCUAGUAAAAAUAAUUGUUCUUCCAGUGCUGAAGUUGGCUUUCUGUAACCAAUGGCUGAGUACUUGAAAGCCUUCAUUUGCUUUUACAGUAGGUGAAAAUAAGAAACUACUCUAAAACCAAUGGAAACAGGAUAUAAAGAGUGGGCUUGGAAGCAGUUGGUUUUGUUUCUGUUUGUUUACUCCAUAUAGAAGUACUAAUUGUAGGAGGAGAGAGGAUCUAUCUUUGACAAUAAAACAUGGCACUGACUUUCUGAAGCCUCUCUUGGGCAGAUUGCCUCAAGCUUGCCACAGAAAGGUGCACCAUUCUUUUGAAACCAUGAGUGGAACUGCUAAUUCUCAGUUCUUUGUUUCACUGGUUUGUCCUGAUGUGGUCUCUGCCUGUUUACCUCUGCUAUAGGCAGAAUUAGGAUCUUGCAGGCCACAAGAAAAUAAAAGGAACGGUGACUAGUUUCCUUUAUUUUAACUAAACAUUGAAAGUAGUAGACAAUUCCAGAAAGGACCUGACAAUCCUAUCUUUAGCCUGUUCUCCUCUCAGCCCAUUAGCCUGUAUAUUAAUAGGAUACUUGAGUUCUUUAAGAUGCAGCCUGCUACAUUUAGGUAGGAGAAAAAUCCUACAAAUCCCACCCUGAUCCUGCUCACAUGGCUGCCAAGGGGACACUGGGAAUUGUAGAACAUUUUUUGUCUGAAUAUGCAUAGGAUGACACCUUUAGCCUUAGUAAAUAUAUCCAGUUACUCAUAAUUCUAGCCCUGUUACCCAGUCCAUGGGAAGGGAUCCAUCCUUCAUACAUUUGUGCACAUAACUGCAGCAGAUUUCAGUGUCAGCAGCCACUGUGUUAUCUUUUUCUGGUUUAAACUUAAGGUAGGUGAAGGUUUUCUUUAAAAUGCAGACUUUGUAAUGGCAGGGUUGGGGUGUGUGUGUGUUAACCACAGUAUAUGUAAAUGACUGGAAAUGUGUUACAUGUAAUAGAAGAAUCAUGCUGCAAAGUUUAUUGUAUUAUUAAAAAGCAUUACCUUUUAAAAACCAA
This is a messenger RNA of Varanus komodoensis (Komodo dragon), 5484 nucleotides long. It is a transcript of the gene FHIP1A, whose product is annotated as FHF complex subunit HOOK interacting protein 1A. The record is from RefSeq and is a predicted model, not a curated record. The coding region runs from base 246 to 3305 and encodes 1019 amino acids. The transcript has 12 exons. Lineage: Eukaryota; Metazoa; Chordata; Lepidosauria; Squamata; Varanidae.